This is a messenger RNA of Punctularia strigosozonata HHB-11173 SS5, 2150 nucleotides long. Its product is annotated as glycoside hydrolase. Gene Ontology annotation, molecular function: calcium ion binding; mannosyl-oligosaccharide 1,2-alpha-mannosidase activity. Gene Ontology annotation, biological process: N-glycan processing; carbohydrate metabolic process. The transcript has 18 exons. NCBI's taxonomy places the organism in Eukaryota, Fungi, Basidiomycota, Agaricomycetes, Corticiales, Punctulariaceae. The record is from RefSeq and is a predicted model, not a curated record. The coding region runs from base 86 to 1903 and encodes 605 amino acids. Gene Ontology annotation, cellular component: membrane; endoplasmic reticulum.
CUCGCUGGAAAUUACCAUCAGACUCUGUUCAGACAACGCCUGGUGAAGCAUUGCGCUCAGGAGCCCCCCGACUUCACCGUACACCAUGUCCAAGGACUCUGCGGGUCUUCGAAAACGUAAGGGUCAAGCGAAGGAGAAACGUCAGGGGUCCGAAGGCGACGAGCUUCCCGGUGUUGAACCUACCACCAGUGCCACUUUGAAUGCUUUGAUUUACUUCCUCGUGUUCUGCGCCGUCGGCGGCGUCAUUUACAUCGCAAGUCCCGAACUCAUCAAAGGCCUGGUUCUUGAGUUCCUUGGUAUCGAAGCAGAGGCGGAAGCGGACUACUACUCAGGAGCGUCGCUUGUACCGAACUGGUGGGUGGCAGAUGUGGAGAAACGAGAUGCGGUCGUGAACGCAUUCAAAUGGGCAUGGCAUGCUUAUGAACGAGAUGCUAUGGGAGAUGAUGAAUAUCACCCCAUCUCCGGGAAGGGCACAAACCUGACAUCUGCUGGAGGUAUAGGUUACACAGUAGUAGAUUCCAUCGACACCAUGCUAUUGAUGGGCGAACCGCUGGCGGAAGAGUACAAGCGCGCGCGUAGCUGGGUUGCGGACAAGUUACAGUUUGAUUGUGACGCGAACUUCAACACGUUCGAGACCACAAUUCGCGUGCUUGGAGGUCUCCUUACAGCUUACCAUUUGUCCGGCGAGGAUACGAUGUACAUACGAAAGGCUGUUGACCUCGCUGACCGCAUUCUUCCCGCGUUCGAGACGCCUGCAGGCCUGCCGAUGAGCCUGAUCAACCUCGCGCAACGGAGAGGGUCGUUAGAUAAGGAUAACUACAACCUCAUUAGCACUGCAGAGGCAGCCACCCUACAGCUUGAGUUCAAGGACCUUGCAGAGUUGACUGGCAAUGAAGUUUAUUGGGAGAAAGUCGAGAAUGUUAUGCGAGUCAUCAAGAAGGCCCGAAUGCCUGCUGGCUUGGCCUCGAUAUUUCUGAGCCCGAACGAUGGUCAGUUCGUGCAAUCUGCUAUUCGCCUUGGUUCAAGGGGCGACUCGUACUACGAGUACCUGCUUAAGCAAUGGCUACAAACUAAUCAGACUGAAGACGUUUAUCGCGAGGCAGGUCCCCAACUAGGUAUGUAUGACGAUGCGAUGAACGCCAUUCAUAAUCACCUUAUCCAAAAGUCGAUCACUGGAAACUUCAUAUACACGGCCGAGCUCAUUCCAGAGCGAUCCGGACCGGGCGGUGAAGUUUCGUGGCGCUUAACGCCGAAACAGGACCAUUUGGCCUGCUUCAUCGGCGGUAGUCUCAUGCUAGGCGCUGUCACCUCUGGCGCUCUCAUCAGCCCAGUAUCUAUCCCGCCCAAGAUGAGCGAACUCACAGACCAAGGCAAACGCGACUGGAAGUCGGGCGUUGAGCUUGUGCGUACUUGCUGGAAUACACAUGACACGGCUACAGGUCUUGCCCCGGAGAUCGUUCACUUCCGUAUCAAGAGCGAUGGCAUGGAUCAGAUGAUGGGCUCUACUGCGCCACAUGACUGGUAUAUCAAAGGAGCUCGCCGAGGUGAAUUCCCACCUUACGACGCUCGCUACAUGCUCAGGCCCGAGACGGUGGAGUCUCUCUUUCUGGCCUAUCGCCUUACCGGUGAUGCGAGAUACCGGGAGUGGGGCUGGUCAAUUUUUAGGAGCAUCGAAAAGCAUUGCAAGGUCGAGACAGGGGGAUACGCGACUGUCGUGAACGUCGACGAAGUGCCAGUGAGACUCGAAGACAAAAUGGAGACGUUCCUCAUGAGCGAAACACUCAAGUACCUAUAUCUACUAUUUGCGGACGAGGAAAUCCUCCCGUUGUCACAAUACGUCCUGAACACCGAGGCUCAUCCAUUGCCAAUAUUUACUCCCAAUAUUCAUACGGGUUUCUCAUAAACUCGAGCGAGGCUGUAAAAUAUAUAUCGCACUGUUUGCUAAUCGGUGGUGUCGGUCCUUUGCGCUUUCUUUCGGUUACAAGUCCAUGAGGCAACAGCAAAAUUGCAAUCGUCGGACAUGCAUCUGAGACUAGAGCACUGCAGUUCUAGCAGCAGCGGGGAGCUCAACCCAUCCGCGCCUUCUUUCGGGACCCUCCGUGAUGUCCACUAGGAGCACCACCGCUAGCGAAGCUUGGUGCACUUCCUGU